Strongylus vulgaris is the source of this 138-nucleotide messenger RNA. NCBI's taxonomy places the organism in Eukaryota, Metazoa, Nematoda, Chromadorea, Rhabditida, Strongylidae. The record is from the annotation of a GenBank genome assembly.
CCGGUACCACCUCUGGAGGAGCUGAAAAAUAUGGAAUGGAACAGUGAGGAUAGUCCUUCUGGCGUACCGGCUAUACAUGUUGAGGACGAUACGACAACUCGGGCAGUACAUAGAGCUCCUGAUCGCAAACGGGUGUGA